Messenger RNA from Camelina sativa (false flax), 908 nucleotides. Its product is annotated as MLP-like protein 34. Lineage: Eukaryota; Viridiplantae; Streptophyta; Magnoliopsida; Brassicales; Brassicaceae. Gene Ontology annotation, biological process: defense response. The record is from RefSeq and is a predicted model, not a curated record.
AUGAAUAAAACUUUUUAACUUCUUCAACAGUUUCUCAAACCAUUCAUCUACAAAUAGAUGCUAAUGAACUCAUAAGGGAACUCACUCCUCUCUCAAAAACCUAUACCCAGAAAUCAAGAUAAGCAAAUCGAAGGUACAAAGAAUGGCUGCCGUGACGAAAACCGAGGUUUCUAGUUUGGUGGGGAAGCUUGAGACAGACGUGGAGAUCAAAGCUUCGGCUGGAAAGUUCCAUCACAUGUUCGCCGAGAAACCACACCAUGUCUCCACAGCAUCUCCGGGGCACAUUCAAAACUGUGAACUGCAUGAAGGCGAAUGGGGCAAAGUUGGCACUGUCGUCAUCUGGAACUACGUUCAUGAUGGGGUGGCAAAGGUGGCGAAGGAGAGGAUCGAGGCGUUGGAACCGGAGAAGAACUUGAUCACGUUCAGGGUCAUAGAAGGUGAUUUGAUGAAAGAGUACAAAAGCUUUGUGAUAACGAUCCAGGGGACUCCUAAACAUGGAGGGCCUGGAAGUAUUGUGCACUGGCACCUUGAGUAUGAGAAAAUUAGCGAGGAGGUUGCUCACCCUGAAACUCUUCUCCAAUUCUGUGUCGAUAUGUCCAAAGGAAUCGAUGAAUAUCUCUCGACCGAAUAAUGGGGAUUGGUCCUUGUGUGGCUUUGUAAGUGUGUACGUCUUAAACAUGUUUGUUUAAAGCUAGUCUGUACGUCAAACUGCAGUAAAUCAUGAGCCGUGACCGAGUUUGGGUAAGAUAUAUAUUUUGGUGUGUGUUUGUAUGCAAUAAAUAAUGAGUUGUACUCCAUAUUGUAUGUAUCAGUCAUGUAAUGAAAGCGCUCUACUCUAAAUAUGUGUAUUAAAAGUGUAUUAUUCGAAAAAUAAAAUAAAAAAGUGUAUUAUUUAUGGUGUCAAAAAA